AUGGAUCAGCCUACUGGAAGGAGUUUUAUGCAAGUGUUAUGUGAAAAAUAUAGUCCUGAAAACUUUCCUUACCGCCGUGGUCCUGGGAUGGGAAUCCACGUCCCAGCUACACCUCAGGGCUCUCCUAUGAAAGAUCGCCUCAACCUCCCGAGCGUCCUGGUGCUGAACAGCUGCGGGAUCACCUGUGCGGGGGAGGAGACCGAAAUCGCUGCCUUUUGUGCUCACGUGUCAGAGCUGGAUCUUUCUGACAACAAACUGGAAGACUGGCAGGAGGUCAGUAAAAUUGUGUCAAAUGUUCCCCAGUUGGAGUUUCUAAACCUGAGUUCCAACCCUCUGAAUUUGUCAGUUUUAGAAAGAACAUGUGCUGGGUCCUUCUCUGGGGUUCGAAAACUUGUCCUCAAUAACAGCAAAGCCUCCUGGGAGACAGUGCACACGAUCCUGCAGGAGCUGCCAGAUUUGGAGGAGCUCUUCCUGUGCCUUAAUGAGUAUGAAACAGUGUCUUGUCCUUCUAUUUGCUGUCAUUCUUUGAAGCUCCUACAUAUAACAGACAAUAAUCUCCAAGACUGGACUGAAAUACGAAAGUUAGGAGCAAUGUUUCCUUCGCUGGAUACCCUGGUCCUGGCCAACAACCACCUGAACGCUAUUGAGGAGCCUGAUGACUCACUGGCCAGGUUGUUUCCUAACCUGCGAUCCAUCAGCCUCCACAAGUCAGGUUUGCAGUCCUGGGAAGACAUUGACAAACUAAAUUCAUUCCCUAAACUUGAAGAAGUGAGAUUGUUAGGCAUUCCUCUUCUGCAGCCAUACAGCACCGAGGAGCGCAGGAAGUUGGUCAUAGCCAGAUUGCCAUCAGUUUCCAAACUUAACGGCAGUGUUGUUACCGACGACGAGCGUGAAGACUCGGAGCGGUUUUUCAUCCGUUACUACGUGGCUGUUCCGCAGGAAGAAGUGCCGUUCAGGUAUCAUGAACUGAUCACAAAAUACGGGAAGUUGGAGCCUUUGGCAGAAGUGGAUCUAAGACCCCAGAGCAGUGCAAAAGUGGAAGUCCACUUUAACGAUCAGGUGGAAGAAAUGAGCAUUCGUCUGGACCAGACAGUGGCAGAACUGAAGAAACAGUUAAAAAGCCUCGUGCAGCUGCCCCCGAGCAGCAUGCUGCUCUACCACUUCGACCACGAGGCGCCCUUCGGCCCCGAGGAGAUGAAGUACAGCUCCCGGGCUCUGCACUCCUUCGGCAUCAGGGACGGAGACAAGAUCUAUGUGGAAUCCAAAACCAAGUGA
Messenger RNA from Pipistrellus nathusii (Nathusius's pipistrelle), 1275 nucleotides. The record is from the annotation of a GenBank genome assembly. NCBI's taxonomy places the organism in Eukaryota, Metazoa, Chordata, Mammalia, Chiroptera, Vespertilionidae.